GUUGGCCGCGCCGUGGUGAUGUGCGCCGGUGUAAACUAUAAACUUCCUGUAUGAACAACCGGAGCUUCUCUUCCACCGGUCCGGGUCAACAUGGGGCGAGUCAGGACAAAGACGGUCAAGAAGGCCAGCAGGGUCAUCAUCGAGAAAUACUACACACGCCUGGGCAAUGACUUCCACACCAACAAGAGGGUGUGUGAGGAGAUCGCCAUUAUCCCCAGCAAGCCUCUGCGCAACAAAAUAGCAGGGUAUGUGACACACUUGAUGAAGCGCAUCCAGCGUGCUCCAGUCAGAGGAAUCUCCAUCAAGCUGCAGGAGGAUGAGAGAGAGAGGAGGGACAACUACGUUCCCGAGAUUUCUGCUCUGGACCAGGAGCUCAUCGAGGUAGAUCCUGACACAAAGGACAUGCUCAAGAUGCUGGAUUUCGGUGGCCUCUCCAACCUUCAAGUCACUCAGCCAACUAUUGGAAUGAACUUCAAAACACCACGAGGGAUGUAAUCAUGUUGAAUAAACCUCUUGAUAAAGAGACUUAAUUGUUAA
Molecule: messenger RNA, 537 nt
Organism: Eleginops maclovinus (Patagonian blennie)
Lineage: Eukaryota; Metazoa; Chordata; Actinopteri; Perciformes; Eleginopidae
Product: small ribosomal subunit protein eS17
Exons: 5
Coding region: 91-495 (134 amino acids)
Biological process (GO): translation
Cellular component (GO): ribosome
Molecular function (GO): structural constituent of ribosome
Source: RefSeq, a predicted model, not a curated record